UACUAACUCUCUUUCUCUUUAGCAAUGGGCUACUUUUGCCAGAGCCUGGUAUCUCCUCGAUGCAAAGAUGCAGCCACCAGGAAAAAUAGCAGCUGCAACUGUAAUCAGACUUGAAGGCAGGCAUAAACCUAUUUACCAUGCACUAAGUGACUGUGGAGAUCAUGUUGUCAUAAUAAAUACAAAACAUAUUGCCUUCUCUGGCAACAAGUGGGAACAGAAAGUAUAUUCUUCUCAUACUGGCUAUCCUGGUGGUUUCAAACAAGUGACAGCAGCUCAGCUCCAUGUGAAGGAUCCAACCGCUAUUGUUAAACUGACUAUUUAUAGAAUGCUUCCAAAAAACCUUCAGAGAAGAACUAUGAUGCAGAGGCUGCACCUCUUCCCGGAAGAUGUUAUUCCAGAAGAUAUAGAGAAAAAUCUUCUACAGGAGAUUCCUCAGCCACGUGAAGUCCCCAAGAGGUUAGAUGAAUAUACACCAGAAGAAAUUGCUGCCUUUCCAAAGGUUUGGACUCCGUAA
Molecule: messenger RNA, 514 nt
Organism: Eurypyga helias (sunbittern)
Lineage: Eukaryota; Metazoa; Chordata; Aves; Eurypygiformes; Eurypygidae
Gene: MRPL13
Product: mitochondrial ribosomal protein L13
Exons: 5
Biological process (GO): translation; negative regulation of translation
Cellular component (GO): mitochondrial large ribosomal subunit; ribosome
Molecular function (GO): mRNA binding; structural constituent of ribosome
Source: RefSeq, a predicted model, not a curated record